Felis catus (domestic cat) is the source of this 2385-nucleotide messenger RNA. Its product is annotated as double homeobox protein 4-like protein 4. The record is from RefSeq and is a predicted model, not a curated record. NCBI's taxonomy places the organism in Eukaryota, Metazoa, Chordata, Mammalia, Carnivora, Felidae. Gene Ontology annotation, molecular function: DNA binding. Bases 179 to 1843 code for a protein of 554 amino acids. The transcript is spliced from 3 exons.
UAUGUGAAGCUUUGGGAUCAUUUGGGGUGGUGUGUGGUGGCUUCAGGGCGGCAUGGGGCAACACGGGGCUGCGUGGGGGGAACGAGGUAGCUUGUAGCUGGUGUGUCCAUCCCCCAGGGGAGGAGCGGAGACGUUAGUAGCUGUCGGGAGGCUCCGUCCCUCCCAGGCUGGCUCUCUGAUGUCGAGCACACUCAGAGACCCUGCGCACAUCCUUCAAGGACACACACCUUUGGGGAUCAUUUCUGACCAGAACGGGGGUGCCUUUUACGACUGGAAGCACUCUGGACUCGUGGCCUGCUUCUUCCCUGUCGGGGGGCGGACAGCAGCUGGGCCCUCGAAGCAGGCCAGGAGGGCAGUGCUCCUGCACCCCCGAGCUUCGCGGCCUGCAGCUCGAGGACCAGGCUUCCCGGGGCUCUCUGGGGAGUCGAACGUGGCAUUUCCAGUGGCUCUCAGCAGCCCCCAGGACAGUCCCACGCAGCUUCUCAGCUCCUCCAUCUCCUCAGGGCUGCCCCCUCGGACACUUGACGUCUAUCAGUUCAGCACAGACUUGGGUGAAAAUAAUUUCUUUCUCUUUCUUUGCUCGUCUGAGUCAACCUCACGAGGACGUCCCAGAACUUUUCACUUGCAAAUUAAUCCAGCCAGAAACAAAACAGAGCAAAACCCCACACAGCUUGAAAGGCAAUACUUGCCGCCCAUUAAAACGUGGUUGCAAGUAACGCCCCGCCCUGCUAAUCUCCAAAGUGAGAUAAGCCUUGGACCGAAGACACUGCAGCCUCUGCUCUUCUCCGCCUCUCCCGGGACCCGAAGCCUGGGGACGGUCGCAACGGGCCGUCCUGUUUACGUGGAUUUACACACUACUAAACUACUAAAACCCUUGGGACUUGAUCUGUCCACCCAGCGCCCCAGGGAGGUCGGAGACGCAAAAGGACCAAGUUCAGCAAGACCCAGUACCAGGUGCUCAUCGAGGCCUUCGAGAGGGACUCAUACCCUGAUAUCACUGCCAGAGAAGAACUGGCUCGACGAACCCAGAUCCCUGAGCCCAGAAUCCAGGUCUGGUUUCAGAACCGGAGAGCCCGAAUCCCCAAGAGCAACCAGAGGAGGCCAGGCGUGGAGGCAGGUGCCCAGGCGCCGGGGUCCGGUCAGCACGGCAGGGGCGCCCCCCACUGCGCCUGCCAGCCAAGCUUUGUGGGGGCCCCGAGCACCACUGGCCACUUCUUGGCGUCGGAGGGCACUUCUGGUCAGGCCAUCCCAUCGGGGCACGCUGCUGUCGUGGACGAGAACGUGGCCUUGCAUGACGUGGAGACUCCAGGCAGCGCACUGGGCGAGCCUUCCGGAGAUUUCUAUCUCUCUCCCUUGGGCUUCAGCCCCGAAGCCCUGUGUCCGCUUCCUGCUUCCCUGCAGCCCCUCUCCCAGCCGGAAGAAACCGGAGCUCAGUGGGGGGACCUGGGACAGCUCCUGCCCUACGGGGACUGUGCCCUGCAGGGCUGGGAACAGCCUCCCGCCUCCAGUGAGCCGCAGCCGCAGACGUGGUGGGGCUGGCAGCCUUCGCCCUCACUGGAGCGAGACGUGUUGCCCCCACAGCCCCAGCCCCCGGGGCCCUGGGAGCAGCCAGCAUGGCCCCUGCCUCCCACGGAGCCCUGGCCCCAGCCGUCACUGGAGCAGGUGCCCAUGGGCGUCGGGAGCAGUUUCCCCACCCCCCUGGGACACGGGAUGCUUGAGGGAGGCCCCGGGGCCCCCACACACCCCGGCCCCCAAUCCCGCAGCUGUGGGGCCAUGCUGGGAGCUGCUGCUACAGCGAAACGUUGAAAUGACUUCAGCUCCAAUGGUAGGAGAUAGUGAGUGAGCAGCGGUUCCCCUGCACGCUUAAUACUACGCGAAAUUAAAAGGGAAUGAAGGUUUGCGUCCUUUGCGAGGAGAGGUGUCCCGGACAUACCUCUCAGGAGUGGGGUCUGUCAUAAAGUGCAGAGGGACAGGCAAGCAGAGGAUCCAGGGGGAUGUUCUCAGAUGGGAGGAAAGGGAGUUUUUUGUUUUUACCACCCAUGCGACCUGCCUUCAAGUCAUUGGUAAACUCAGAGCACUUACAAUGUCCUGUAGACUCAGAGAGGGCAUGGGGACAGGGCGGGGCUGCCUUGUACAAGGGUCAAUAAAGAACGAGGAGCACCUCGUCCCUCUUCGCAUGCACAGCGUCUGCUUCCUUCCACCUGGCCUUGGCCUUCACAAGGGUCCCACACUCAUUCCUCCCCCACCGCUCCCCCAUCCCCAUGUCCAGCCAAGUGUGGCUUCCUCCUGGACACUGGACGUGUCCCUGGUGCUGGGCAAACAAAUUUCUUGAAAACGAGCCCUAUGGGUCUAAUGCAAAGUGCGGCAUAAAGUGGCUGGAUCUCA